AUGGCUGCCACCGCAGACCCGCCUUCGACACCCCUCACCGUCGCCAGCCUCAUCGCCGAGGCCCAAGCGGCGAACCUUCCCUCUCCUACCGUCGAGACGCUCCUACACAAACUCGUCUUCCCCUAUCCUACGCUCCCAUGCUACAGGGGCGACAAUGGUUGGCGCCACGGCGACUUUGUCGACGCCGCCCAUCCAGCUGCGAAGCCGUCUUCGAGCGUCUCUGGACUGUUCUCCCUUCCUUCUCUCGGUUCGAUCCUUUCCCGCACGGGCGUCGAGGUCCUCUCCUCGCUUGUGGGCGACGCCAAGGCCCGGGUUCUGUGCGACCUGACGAGCGACGAGCGAGCGGCGCUCGACAAGGCGCUCGAGUCCUUCUUCUCGCCGCGACCUUCUCACACGCCAGCUCACAACCUAAUCCCCCGGACCAUCAAUGCCUUCUGGGACGUCUGCAAAGCCGUCGCGCCCGACCUCCCCGACCGAAACUGGGCUGCGACUUCCUACUCAUACGAGUUCGACUGCAUCCGCUCCGCCCUCUCGUCGUCGGACACGAGCGACCCUUCAGGUCCGGGCGCUUGGUUCCCGAAGAGCUACAAUACGCAGUCUAUAUUCGCUGGUCUCAAGAACCUGAACGUGGACGAGGAACCCGCCGGCGUGCACGAUCUUGGUGGCUCCGACGGGACAUUCCUCGAAGAGUUGGAGAAGCAACUCUCGACGAGUAUGGGCACGGAGAGGAACGCCGUGGUGCUUCUCCUCGACGACACGCGCUUCAGGCCAGUCUUCGUUCUCGGCCUCGACGACUCGAACCCGCCGCUUCAAAAGCUUGUCGACGGCUUUGGCGCCGACAGAGGUCCUCGCACCUCGCUCGAGUCGGUCGGCGUUGCGGAUCCCGAGAUCGUCUCGCGCCUGACUUUGGGUCAUCGCCUGAAGCCGGUCGUCGCCAAGAAGAACCGCGUCCUCGUCUUUGGCGCGGAGAUGCCCCUGGACGCCUCUCUUGAGUCGGAGCAGCAGAGCUUGCUGCACAUGCUCGCCCUCGCGGCGCUCGCCAACAACGACAACCUUCGCAAGGAGAUCGAGACGGAGCUUCUGCGGCAUCUUCCGUGCACGUCUGCCUCGGCCGGCGAAGCAUCGCCGCCAUCCUUGACCAGCCAGCCGACACCGCUUGAAGGGAACCAGCAAUCGUUCCUUCCUCUCGAAAUUGACUCGCCCAACUCCGGUACCGCGACGCUCGACAGGCCGCCUACUCUCGACAGGCUGUUGAGCAAGGUCGAAGCGCAGGGGCCUGCCUCGCCGCCUCGCUAUCGUCUCGUCACUUUCGACGAGCUUGAGAAGGGCUGCGCCUUCACCGCCGCUUUCGUCGGGCAUGACAACCAGCUCGUUGGCUUCCACCACUUCCCGUCGUCCGAGCCGCUCGAGAAGCCUUCGAGCGUCAAGGUUCCGUCACUCCCGCCGACACCGCCGCCCACUCCUCCGCCUUGCACCGACCUCACAGACGAUGCGCUUAGCAUACCGUCGGCCGACCCCAUCCUCCUCCUCUCCGGCAAACGAUUCGGCAGCGGCCAUCAAGGAUUUGUCUAUCGAGCGCAUUGCGCCGGCUCGCCCUUCCCCUUCCUCGCCAAGUACUCGUACGACUGGGAAGGUUUCACCCUCAUGCAAGACGAGGCCAAGUUCUAUCGCAAGAACCGCGAAGCGCUCGAGGAGGAGCAGCUCGCCUCGAGGUUCGUCGGAAGCUGGGAGACGGAGGGAAACGGUAGUCCGAAGCGGAGCGGCUCAGAGACGAUGCUGCUCCUCGUCGAGGAGUGGGGAGAGGCGCUCGACAGUUGGCGUGACCUCAAAGGCUGCGAGGCGCAACGUCAGAUGAAGGAGCUCGCCAUGCGCUUCCACCUCAGCAUUCAGCACAGCCACGAGUCGCUUUCGCCGCGAAACGUCGUCUGGCGUCCCGACGAAGGACCCGCCUCGCUCCGCCUGAUCGACUUUGCGAGGAGCGAGCCGCAUCAGUGCACCGGCAAGAGCCUUUGCAGCGAGUUGCACGGCUUGGGCAGCAGGCUCGAGUGGGGACUGGGCAGACCCGAGUUCAGCGAAUUUGCGGCCAAGCAUAGGACGCGGCAGGCGGUCAAGGAGGAGCUGUCCCGCGUGGCGACGGUGCAGCAAGAGCUGGAGAAGCAGGCGGUUCGCGAAGCGGCGUUGUGGUGGACGGUCACUGCUCGGGAGGCGGAACAGCGGUGCGCGGAGAACGGUCCAUGCGAGGUCGAGGCGCGUCACAAGCGGAAGGCGUCGCCGGGUCGAGAGGGAGGAAACGACGAUGAUGGGUUCGACUCUCCGCCUGCCACUCCGCGACAGAGGCCGGCGAAGAAGAUGGCUUAG
Messenger RNA from Rhodotorula toruloides NP11, 2358 nucleotides. RefSeq lists its product as uncharacterized. The coding region runs from base 1 to 2358 and encodes 785 amino acids. The record is from RefSeq and is a predicted model, not a curated record. Lineage: Eukaryota; Fungi; Basidiomycota; Microbotryomycetes; Sporidiobolales; Sporidiobolaceae. The transcript is spliced from 4 exons.